Messenger RNA from Penicillium chermesinum, 696 nucleotides. RefSeq lists its product as uncharacterized. Bases 1 to 696 code for a protein of 231 amino acids. Lineage: Eukaryota; Fungi; Ascomycota; Eurotiomycetes; Eurotiales; Aspergillaceae. The record is from RefSeq and is a predicted model, not a curated record. The transcript has 3 exons.
AUGUCUGGAUCCCCAAAGGUAUAUAAUCUCGGUAUCUCUCCACUCCGAGUUCUCUUUUUCUUUGCUUCUGCAAGUUUCCAAGUUCUCGCUUUCCUUGUCGACCUCGUCGACAUGGUUGGUGUUCCUCCCCCUCGCGGGGCGCGUCUCGCCCAGCCCAUGCUGGUCAUGGCUGAGGCUCCUGACCGGGAGACAACUUCUCUCGGUCAGGCACCGUCUUCUCCGGGGCCACGCCCUGCCCAGCCUACGCAGGCCAGGGUGGUGGUCCCUCUUAUUGAACCUGCCGUGCAGGCACGACAGGUUCCGAUCUUCCCUGCCCCGCCUGCAGUGCAGGCUCCCCUCGUCGCCCCUGUCAACCCUCAAUUUGACAGGGAUCAUAUCGUUGAGCUUGCUCAACGAUAUUCGGCGGGGGGGGUCUGCGGUGUAUGGCUGCGUGGCUCGGAGGCCAGCAGUCCUUCAUUCGAGCUGCUUUGGUGGGGAGUCUCCCUCCUCGAAACGGAGCUCACUCUGGUCUCGGACCGAGACACUGCCUGGCCAUCGAUCGUCAGGUCGUGGCCACCCCGGCUUUAUCUGGGUGGCAGUCUGGGUCUUGCCAAACCCAGCAGAGCCGAGCCUUCCGUUGGCGGAAUGCACCAGCUGACAGAUGAGGAGUGGACGUGGCAGCAGCGCAUCCUGAGGGGUCACUUGGGAGGGUGGUAG